This is a messenger RNA of Pyricularia oryzae 70-15, 2015 nucleotides long. RefSeq lists its product as uncharacterized. The coding region runs from base 42 to 2015 and encodes 657 amino acids. NCBI's taxonomy places the organism in Eukaryota, Fungi, Ascomycota, Sordariomycetes, Magnaporthales, Pyriculariaceae. The record is from RefSeq and is a predicted model, not a curated record. The transcript is spliced from 2 exons.
CUCUCUCGUCGAGGACAGAGUAUCCAGGCCGUACAUUCGCUAUGAAGACCUCCAUCGCUUGCAAUAUAGCCCUCUUGGGCCUUGCUCAUGCUUACCCAGGCCCGGGGCACGUGGCCUCCAAGGUGCAAAGACGACAAGAUGCACCAUAUGGCACAUUCCCUGCGGAAGAUGACCCCUUUCGUUUUAUUCCUUGCACCAGCGAGACGGUCCCGCCGAGACUGGCAGACCGGGAUGCUACUCAGACCUGGCAAAAGCUCUUCAACCCAGACCCCAGCCACUGGAGCUGGGGUAGCCGUAGGAGCGGCGUUAAUGGGACUUCAGAUGACCCUUUCAGGGGUAGAGGAAUCUACCUUUGUGGCUAUCUCGACGUCCCAUUCGACUACAAGAACGAGUCCGAAAGUCGCAUCUUCCGCUUGGCUGUGAGCAAAUACCAAGCAUCCGGGCUGGCUCCUGCCGGUUCCGACUCAUCGACGGCUGGCAAGAAGAGCGAGCGGACUCUUGUGAUCAACCCAGGCGGUCCCGGCGGAAGCGGAGUGCAAUAUGUGGCGUUGGCGGCAGAGGAGCUCUCGGAAAGGAUGAGCGGAGGUGACAUCGAUGUCCUGAGCUGGGACCCCCGCGGAGUCAACGCAACCCAGCCUGCUGCCAAUUGCUACUCCCACCCUGCCUAUGCCGAUCGUUGGCAGUGGGCAUCAUCGCUGUGGCCAGAGAUCGAGUCUGGUACCGCAUCCGACACUCAGUUUGCAUACUCGGAUGCCAUGGCCAAUGCGACCAUGCAAGCAUGCGCGGCUAGGCUCGGAGAUCUGGGUCGUUUUGUGACGACGGCCCUCGUGGCACGGGACCUGGAUGAAAUCAGAAAGGCCCUGGACGAGCCCGAACUGACGGCCUACAUGCUAUCCUACGGCACCGAGCUGGGUCAGACAUACUCCAACAUGUUCCCGGAUAACGUCGGCCGCAUGAUCUUGGACGGUCCCACCUUCACGCUGGAGUGGCGCCUGACGACAAGCUUUGUCGUGCCCGCCUUGGACGACGUGAUGGACGCGUGGAGGGAGGGCUUCUUGGGAGAAUGCGUACAGGCUGGACCGCUCCUAUGCCCGCUUGCCAGGCCGUCGAUCGGUGAUGGAGGAAACGGGACCGUCACCGUGACAAAUCUGGACCGCCGUAUGCGCCAAUUGGUGGCGUCGCUGGCCGAGAAUCCCCUGCCAGCCUUCUCGAGCGCGACCGGGGCAAGCCUGGUCACCUUCACCAACAUGGCAUAUCUGUUGAUCAACGGCAUGUAUCUCCCGAGUGCCUGGCCCCUGCUAGCCCAUUUGCUCUGGGAGCUCGAGCAGGGCGGUACCAGCGACCUGGCGAAUCUCGUGGCCUUCCGCUACAAUCCGCAGUCUCCUCCCAUGAACCCCGCCAUCCCCGACACCACGGAGCUCACAUACCUGGUCAUGUGCGGCGACUCUUACGACGACGACCGGAACUCGAUCGAGUGGUGGCAGCGACUACGGGCAAACAUGACCGAGACCUCGUGGUUCGCCGGCGACCUGAGGAGCCAGCAGAUCCUCUACUGCCGCCACCACAGGGCCAACUUUGGGCCGCCCGUGGAGCUUUACAGGGGCGACCUGACCGAGGAGCUCAAGAACCCGAUCCUCAUGGUCGCCCAGACGCACGACCCGGCCACGCCCCUGUCCAACGGCCGCAAGGUGCUCGGGGCGAUGGGCAGGGACAACCUGAGGCUCGUCGUGCACCACGGCUACGGCCAUGGGACGCACGCAGACGUGAGCAGCUGCACAGAGGACCUGAUGAAGGCCUACAUCUCGGAUGGAGAGAUUCCCGACGAAACCGAGACCAACUGCUAUGCCGACAGAAAACCCUUCGACCUCCCGGUCCCAGCGGGAACGACCGGCGGCGGCAACAGCACGAUAAUUUCGUUGCGCUCAUUGUCCGAGUCUAGGGAGCAGACCACCAGUGACAAGGCUGAUGAUGUAAUCAAGGUAUUUGGGGACUUGAGACGGAAUAUUUGGCUGUGA